AAUGAAAUGAAUUGCAAAAUGUAAACUAUAGUCAAAUGCACGUGUUUAUUAUUAAUGUUUAUCAUAUUUACAAACCUUAUUAUGUUAUUUUUUAUUCACUUCAUUUGGAAUUUCUAAAAUACAAUUUAAAUUUUAAUCAUUUGUGUGCAUAUUUGUUCCUUUUGUGAAAUGUAGUGUUCUUUUGUUAUAAAAUAAUGGAUCAUUCAUCAAAAUUUUGGUUGUACACAAAAUACUUCGCUUUUUUUUGUUUUUCUUUCGUUAGCUUUGUUUUAUGUGCUCUGUUUUAUGUAUUAAAAUACCUGGUUGAAAGAUUAUUGCUCAUCGUUGCAAAAUGUGUUUUACGACAGAAAAAAGUGGAGAAUCGAGUCAAAGUUUUAUACUGUAGCCAGUAUUUUUUGGUAGUUAACAAACCUUAUGAUAUGGUGAUUAACAGUAACGAUCCAAAUAUGAAGAGCACACUGCAAUUAAAGUUAGGAAAAAUGUUUCCAAAACUAGUGAAUCCUAAUUUACGACACGAAUUUCAUUUCGUGCACAGAUUAGAUUAUGCAACGAGUGGAGUGAUUUGUAUAGCAUUAAAUAAACAAUCAGCUCAAGCUGCAUCGAAUGCCUUUGAAAAAAGAAAAGUAAAGAAGUAUUAUUUGGCCAUAGUGCACGGUCAUGUUAACAAACCUCAGAUGAUAAUCUCGAAACCGAUAGGUGACGAUGUAAGGGAAAUAAACGAGAGCCGAAAAAUGUGCACAAACGACAGUAUUUUUUGUCAAAAACCAAGAGAAUCUUCGACUGGUUUGUUGGUUCUUGAACUGGGUUUCGUAAAUAAUAAACCAGCUACCAAAGUCUUGUUAUAUCCAAAAACUGGCCGCAGACACCAAUUACGAGUUCAUUGUUUUCAUAUUGGCCACACAAUAAUUGGCGAUUAUACGUAUAGUGGAAAAAAGGAUACGGAACCUCAUAGAACUUUUCUACAUGCAUUGAGAAUAAUUCUUUACACCGAUUUGGAGGAUUUGGAUAUAAAGACGCCCGAUCCAUUUGACACUUUCGAUCCUCAAAACAAGUGGAAGCCUUCGAGAAUUAUAAGAACACUGGACGAAAGUGCUUUUUCAGAAAUCAACGAGUUAGUGCAAUCGGGUAUUUUAAUUUAAUUAAAUUAGUUUUAAAUAAAUUUAUAUACUUCUGUACAUUUUAAAAGGCGGUGAGAUAUCGAGAAUAUACUUAUAUAUAUA
This is a messenger RNA of Belonocnema kinseyi, 1220 nucleotides long. RefSeq names its product RNA pseudouridylate synthase domain-containing protein 1-like. Lineage: Eukaryota; Metazoa; Arthropoda; Insecta; Hymenoptera; Cynipidae. The transcript has 4 exons. The coding region runs from base 195 to 1139 and encodes 314 amino acids. The record is from RefSeq and is a predicted model, not a curated record. Gene Ontology annotation, biological process: pseudouridine synthesis. Gene Ontology annotation, molecular function: RNA binding; pseudouridine synthase activity.